Messenger RNA from Phoenix dactylifera (date palm), 2616 nucleotides. RefSeq names its product myosin-2 heavy chain-like protein. The record is from RefSeq and is a predicted model, not a curated record. NCBI's taxonomy places the organism in Eukaryota, Viridiplantae, Streptophyta, Magnoliopsida, Arecales, Arecaceae.
UAUCCUUCUUCUCUCAAGAACUGCGACUCCCCAACCUCCCCUGAUCAGAUCUUGAAACCCUUCUUCUUCUAGGGUUUUAUAGUUCCUUUCUCAAAAGACCUUUUCUUUCUGGAAAACCAUCCAUCGCUCUCUGGUUUCUUGGUUUCGGCGAGCAUUUCUUCUGUUCUGCCCAGGAACUCUGGCGUUUCUUGAGCUCUCUCAACGCCAUGGAGUCGAGCUGUGUCACCGCAUCAAAUGGAGCGAGCAACGAGGCCGUUGACGUUUUGGAGAAGAAGGAACCGCAUCGUGAAGCAUCGACGACACCCACAACCGGAAGUGGCAGAAAGAGUGGUGGAUCGAAGGAUAUUGGAAAUUCAAUUCUAAAAUCUAUCAACAAAUCCACACUACAAAUUAAGAAGCCUCCCUAUCGAAGAAGUGCUUCUCCAGUGAAUUGGUUUCCACGGAAAAAGACAGACUCUUACUUAAAGAGAAAAAUAAGGCGCCUGCAGGAGGUUGGAGGGAUGAAUCUCUCUCUUGAUGAAACUCUGGGAAAUGCCAACCCUCACUACACUAGGAUGGCAAGGGAAAAGAUUGCAGCUAGAGAGGCAGCAAGCAAAGCUAUGGAGGCUCGUAAAGCUGCAAUGGUUGAAGCCUCUUGGUGCCGAAUACUUCGAGCAUCAAGGAUCCAAAGCAAAGAUGCAGUGGCUGAGUUGGAGAAGGCAGAGAAGUCUGCAGCAGAGGCUUUUGAAGCAGCAAGAGCUAUGGGAGUCAUGAUGUAUGAUAGACCUGAUUGUCCAAGGCAACCAUGUGAAAUAGAAAUAUCUGCUUCCAUUGGAGGAAGAUCCACUCACACAGUCACUGCUUCUUUUGAAACUGCUUUCGAGGUAGAUAAAGAAGUCGCUGCAGCAGUUAAGAAAGCAUUUAUACGACUUGCAAAUUGUCCCUCUUCCUCAAAUAAAGAAGAAUUUAGAGAUUUUCUGCGUAAAAUCAGUCAGAAUCCCGACACUGAUGAUACCGUGGUGGAAUUAUCAGAGACAACUUCAGAAUGCGAACCUGAUCCUGGAGGCAAUACAGUCAGGAAACAGGAGAGAGAAACAAAAGAAAGAAAGCAGAAAAGCGGUCUAUUUUCAGCUGAUUGGAAUGGUAGCUCUAAAUCAAACAUGGAGCUUGUUGACAUGAUGCUCGACAGGCUUAAAGGUUUGCAAGAAGAUGAGCUUUCUUCUCUUGCUGUUAUUGUUGCCACCUGUGGUCUGAAUGCUGCUCUUCUUGAAGUGGAAACUGGCAAAGAACAUGAUCUUGAGCCUGUUAGCAACUGCACAAUGGGAUCGCUAGGAACAGGGGCAAGAAGAUACUCUGGCAUUGCAUGUUCUAUGGAUGACCGUUUGAAAAAGAAAGAAACUGUGACAGAAGUACCCAGUCUCGACAAGUUUUUAGUGAAGCAUGUCUCUCGGCUUGAAAGAGAAGUUCAAGAAGCACGAAAUUUAAAGAAGAGCAAUUUGGCAUCAGAAAAUCUGAAAGCUUCAGGAAAACCUGACACACCAGUUGCUGAUGGUAUUGCAGCAUCCUCAGAGUCCACCUUGGACCUUGGAAGCAUACUUGUAAAGCAUGUCUCAAGACUAGAAAGGGAGAUCCAGGAAGCCAAGAGGAACUCUCACAAGAACAGUCCAUCAGAAGAUGGGAAGACUAUGGAACUCCAUGUCGAAAAGGAAAUCAACACUGAAAAUGGGACAUCUGAAUCUAAUGAUAUUGUCGCACCGUUAUCGGAGUCCACCCCUGAUUUGGGAGGAAGCCAUUCUUCAGACCAUGAACAGGAGAUCAUGUCACAUGAGAAGGAAUGCAAACAGUCGAAAACUUCUCAAGGUCUGAAUGAGGAGAAAGAAAAUAUAGACUAUGGCAUGCUUAUGCCAUCUUCCUGCACUGCAAGUGAGAUGCAUCAUGCUACUAAGCACAUGUCUCGUAUUGAAAGAGCUAAACUGGAGGUAUUGAAAGAAACAAAUGAACACAUGGGUCUUGAUAAAGUAUUGGUCAAGCCAGAGAAAAUGCAGGCCUUGCAACAUGGAAGUGACAAUGUGAUGCCGAGAGGCCAGAGGAAGCAAGGAGCCGAUAUGACAGCUUUAGAGAGUUUAGAUAAGGUCUUGGUAAAGCAUGUUUCAAGACUUGAGAAGGAAAAGUUGGCCGUUGGAACAAAGGAAGAUAUGAUGCCAGCGAGAAAAAGUGAUCCGCGACCCAAAAAAUGUGCAGGGAGUUUAGAUGGAAUUCUGGUCAAGCAUCAAUCGAAACUUGAGAAGGACAAGUUGGCUGCCUCUCAACAAUCAGCAGAUUAUAUCAGGCAUGUGGAUUCUCGUCGAGAAGCGAGGGAAAGGGAGCUGCAAGAAGCAUGGGGAGGCUUGAGCUUGGGAAAUUCUAUACGACCACACCUCUCGAGGCUUGAGCGAGAGAAGGCUGCUUGGAGGAAAGCUGAGGAGGAAGAGCGAAGGAGAGAAAUGCAGCUAUGAAGUAAAUCUGAGGUUCUUUUCCUUGCUGAUGUUUUUCUGAAUUUCCUUAAAGAUAUGUUCAUUUUCCUACCUGAUGUACUAUGCUUGAUGGGCCUAUAAUGUUGAGUAGGCCCUAGAAAUAUUGGAAUAGGUCGGUUUGAUA